Messenger RNA from Suillus bovinus, 1401 nucleotides. RefSeq lists its product as uncharacterized. Bases 262 to 1401 code for a protein of 379 amino acids. The transcript has 8 exons. The record is from RefSeq and is a predicted model, not a curated record. NCBI's taxonomy places the organism in Eukaryota, Fungi, Basidiomycota, Agaricomycetes, Boletales, Suillaceae. Gene Ontology annotation, molecular function: FAD binding; D-amino-acid oxidase activity.
CUUGAACAUUCAUGUAAUGUCUAAGCGAUGGCAAAGACACUUGCUCUCAACUUGCAUUCUACCACCUACUUAUUACUUGAAGGUAUUUCCUGUCGCUUUGAAAGUGGGAUGUGACCACACUUCCCCGGGCUCGAGCGCAAUAUUAACGCCACUAUAUCUUUCGUCCGAAGGUGACCGAAUAACUCCUUAUAUAAAACUAUAAGCAAGUUCAGCAUCAUUCCAUACCUUAUCUCUGCUAUCGACUCGCGCUUUACAAGAUCCAUGUCUUCUGAUUCCAAGUCCCGUGUGCCUCUGGUCAUCCUCGGGGCGGGGGUGAUUGGACUCACUAUCGCCUACACUGCUGUCUGUGAUUCGGAUGUGGCUUUUGAUAUCACGAUCAUAGCAAGAGAUAUGCCUGGGGAUUGGCAUUCUCAAGCUUGGGCAAGUCCAUUCGCGGGCGCAAGCUGGUCUCCAAAUGCGUUAGGUGCGACAGAUGAACGCGUGCGACGAUGGGAGCAAAUAACAUUUGAUAGGUUAUGGGACAUGGCGCCAUCAGGCUUGGUCAAAAGAUCACCUGCUAAGGUUCUCGGGGAGACGGAUGGCGUUCUUUCUACCAUCUGGUGGAAAGACCUUGUGCGCGAUUUCAAUUUGCUCUCAGAGUCUGAAGUCCCUACACCAUUCAAAGUGGGCAUUGCUUUCAACACGGUCACCAUAAACCCUUUGGAAUAUUUACCAUGGCUUCGAUCAGAGCUCGAGUCUCGCGGUGUUGUGUUCCAUUGUCAAUACAUAAGGAGCUUGGACGAAGUUAAGCCUUUUGUGGGGAAAACAGGGUUGUUGGUUAACGCAACGUCUCUUGGUUCACGGUCUUUGAUCGGAGUCGAAGAUACAGCCAUGUAUCCGGUCAGGGGACAAUCUAUUAUAGUCGAACGUAGCGGCUUGCAGGAAUUCAUCACAGUACGGUCUGGUGGCGGGUUAUCAGAACUGCCCACAUCCAUUACUCCUCGCCCUGGGCUGACGCAAACGAACACCGCGUCCCUAAACGGAACACAUCAAGUAGGAAACUGGGAUACAUCCUUGGAUAUGUCGGCUGCAAAAGGGAUAUUUGAGCGGUGCUCCGUCAUAGCGCCAUGUUUGAAAGACGAAGGGACGAAGAUCCUCAUGCAUACUGUCGGCCUUAGGCCGGACAGGAAAGGCGGUCCACGUGUGGAGGCUGAGCGAAUCUCGCUUCCUCUUAUACAAAGUGACGGUUUAGCUCCCAACUCGGGCGAAGAUGCAGGACAACAGCAGGACCUAACAGUUAUUCACGCAUAUGGGAUGGGAGCCGCAGGCUACCAAAGAUCAUGGGGUGUAGCUAUCGAAGUUCUAUCUCUACUGAAGGAGAACAUGGAAACAAGCCGCCGAAAUCAACAGCACAAUGUCUAA